Molecule: messenger RNA, 992 nt
Organism: Aethina tumida (small hive beetle)
Lineage: Eukaryota; Metazoa; Arthropoda; Insecta; Coleoptera; Nitidulidae
Gene: mRpL2
Product: 39S ribosomal protein L2, mitochondrial
Exons: 2
Coding region: 36-956 (306 amino acids)
Biological process (GO): cytoplasmic translation
Cellular component (GO): ribosome
Molecular function (GO): RNA binding; structural constituent of ribosome
Source: RefSeq, a predicted model, not a curated record
ACAUAACCUAAAUGAGUUAGUUAGGUUAGUUUAAAAUGUCCAGCCUCUGCCGUAUAUUUCAAAAAUUAACGGUGUUGGAGGCGUCCAACCCCACACGAUUAUUAGUAAGUGUGCGUAACAAAACGAAGCACGUGGAACUACCCGAAAUUGGCAGGGGCAAAGCGUUCAGACGAAUAGUACACUACCCAGAAAAAUACACGGUGAAACCCCUGGACGUAACUAAUUUAGCCGGAAGGGACCCGGAGACCGGUCGCCUGGUGGUUAAAGGUAUAGGCGGCGGAAUUAAGCAUAAGUACCACUGGAUCGACUGGAAACGGGUGGGGCCUAAGGAGGGCCCACCAAUUGUAGAAAAGGUUAUCAAAAUCAUAAAGGAUGGGUGCAGGACAGCCUACGUUGCCCUGGUGGCCCACGAGGACAAACUCAAGUACAUUCUGGCCACCGAAAACAUGAAAGCCGGUGACCUCAUAAAGACGUCCAGUCACAUACCACGUAUACCUGUGAGAGCCAACGAAGGUGAUGCAUAUCCACUGGGGGCUUUGCCUUUGGGGACCAUGGUCAAUUCUGUUGAAAAGUACCCGGGUACGGGCAGCUUUUUAAUCCAUGCGGCUGGUUCUUACGCCACAAUUCUUAGGAAAGCACCUAACAAUCAUGUAGUCAUCCAGUUGCCCAGCAAAAGGGAAUUCAGUUUGCCUGAGGCAUGUAUGUGUACGGUUGGCAGAUUGAGUAACGUGGACCAUAUAAAUACCCCCAUUGGGUCAGCACAGAAAAAUAGGGAAUUGGGUAAUAGGCCAAGAUCUGGACUGUGGCAAAGGAAAACUGGUCGAUUUGGUAGGAAACUUAAGAAAACACCUCCAGUUAAAACUAUUCGACCUAAAGACAGGGAACUACCAGAAAUGAUUAAAUUCACUGUUGAUAGACCUUUUGUUAAAACUAUGAGGUCAUACUUUCAUAAUUAAGUUUAAUUAUUUAAAUAAAAUGUAAAUGAUUCUGUA